Molecule: messenger RNA, 648 nt
Organism: Paramormyrops kingsleyae
Lineage: Eukaryota; Metazoa; Chordata; Actinopteri; Osteoglossiformes; Mormyridae
Source: RefSeq, a predicted model, not a curated record
UCUUAAUGCAGGACACUUCGCAUGUCCAAGAUGGAGGCGAAGACAUCAUUACUUGAUAACAUGAUAGGGGUUGGGGACAUGGUGCUGCUGGAGCCCUUGACCGAAGAAUCCUUCAUUAACAACCUGAAGAACCGCUUUGAACACGGCGAGAUCUAUACCUACAUCGGCAGUGUGGUCAUCUCCUUGAACCCCUAUAAACCCCUCCCUAUCUACACAGCUGACAAGGUGGAGGAGUACCGGAACCGGAACUUCUAUGAGCUCAGUCCACACAUUCCUCAGGGACCCACAGAAGGUCCACGUUUUUGCUCCCUUCCAGCUCCCUGCCUAACAGUCCACAUGUUUUUGCUCCUCAAGACCCGGAUUAGGAAACGAUGCUUUACAGCAAAAUGUCAUUGUUUUGCAAUUGAUCAUUUAUUUCAUUACCACAUCCAAAGAUGUACUUCAGCACAUACUGCUGUUUUAUUGUUGAAGCUGGUAACCAAUUAGUGAGAAAAACCCAGUGUUAUUGGAUGAUUAAAUGGUCAUGGUCUUUGUACCUAAUGGGAUGGGAAUAAAACCUAUACUGCAUAAAUGUCGCUGCCAACUUGAAUUGUGAAAGUGUGAGGCAGACCAACAAAAGAAAAGGACUGUAGAUCAGGGCUAGAUGUC